Arctia plantaginis is the source of this 972-nucleotide messenger RNA. The record is from the annotation of a GenBank genome assembly. Lineage: Eukaryota; Metazoa; Arthropoda; Insecta; Lepidoptera; Erebidae.
AUGGUGAAGUUCGAAGGAGAUUUUAGUAUUAACUCGAUACUGAUGAAUAAGCCGGCGCCUCCGCCGUCGCCCACCACCUCGUCGACGGGCGCUUCGCCCUCCGAGGCGGACCUCAGUGACUCGGAACUGGACGUAACAGGCACCGAACCCGUGGACUGUACGAAGCCUAAAGACGACGACGACAAAAAGGACAAGAAACAUGAAAAGCCUGCAUAUAGUUACAACGCUCUAAUCAUGAUGGCGAUUCGUAACAGCCCUGAGAAACGCCUAACACUCAAUGGCAUCUACGAGUAUAUUAUGACCAAUUUCCCUUACUACAGAGAAAACCGCCAGGGUUGGCAGAACUCUAUCAGACACAACCUGAGUUUGAACAAGUGCUUUGUGAAAGUGCCGCGGCAUUAUGACGACCCUGGCAAGGGCAACUACUGGAUGUUGGACGCUUCGGCAGAAGACGUAUUCAUUGGAGGUACUACAGGAAAGCUCCGCCGUCGGUCGGCACUCAACGGCCGUUCGCGGCUCGCUUGCUUCAAAAGGCCUUUAUUCCCUGGAGCUGGUCUACCCGGAGCCUACCCACCUGCUACUUAUUCUCAACUUGUUGGUUUAUAUUCUCAAUUGCUGUACCAAAGAUACGCUCCAAUGCAGAUGAAGACACCUCCUGUGGCUCCUAGUGCUGUGCAUCCGGCUUUCCGUGGCGCUGAAUCAAUGGGAUACGCCAGUAUGCCAUACUCACCUUCCUUAUACGAAAGAAUGCCGUCGGGUCCCUUCUUAGGGCAGUCACCGUUGCUGCAAAACUCUCCGUUGGCCCAAACAUCGACGAUGUUAGCGCAAAAUUCUCCUCUUCUCCCGCCAUCACCACCAAUGAUGCAUUCACCAACGAACUCUGGUUCUUCGAGCCCUGAAUUAUCAUCACCGUCGCACCAUCCGCUGACACCGCAUAUUUACAAGCCAAUAACAGUUUUAACUCGACAGUGA